CCUGUAUUCCUCAGGCGCAGGUACUGUUGCACGGGGCCCUGGGACCGGAGAUGAGUCGCUUAAAAUUCGAGUCUUUAGGUUGCCACUUGGUCCCUUGGGAGCGGAGGAACAUCACCAAUCGCGGGAUGCGGACUGGGCUGUGUAUUGAAUAUCUGAAGAAUUAAGAGGAUUAACAGAAAGUGAAUAAUUGUGGAAAUAGUGCAUGAAUUGAAUUGAAUUGGGCUGGGCUGGUGACUGUGCAAGCCGUCCACUGCCGCAGGUUGCGUGGCUCAAAACCAUCCAGUUCCCCAUCUCUGCCUUUUCUUUUCUUCCCUUGAUUUUCUUCCUUUUUCUUCCUUCGCUUGAACUGAACUUGAACAGUGCUUCAUUUGAAUUCUUCUCGGCCUGUCCCUCAUUGUACUACACGUCUCCACUGCCAUCUCGAAUCGGGCCCAGUUCGCCUCUCAAAGAGUGUCUCACAUAGACAACUUGCAAACACUACAGACACAGACAUAGACACAGACCAGUCCCCAGUCCACUUCACAGUCCAUCGUUCUCUACAGAUAUACGCUUGGCACAUCCACCCAACUCCACAGCAGAUCACAACCGUUUCAGACCUGCCUUGAUCUCGGACGCUAGCACCAAGUACGGUGGACCUAAUAAAAUGGCGGCCCCCCAACCUCGACGAAGCCGUGGCUUCAGCAUCAAAUCCGACAAGUCUCUGUCAAAAGAAUCAGGCACUUCCAGCCAUAAACGUGGUCCUUCUGAGUCUUCUCAAGAGAAAGCACGUCGCAAUUUACACACCAAAGCCGAUCCUCUGGUCGCCAUGAACGAACUCCAGCCCAGUAUGAUGGCCCUGGAAAAGUCCAAUCUGGGCUCUCUCCGCGAGAUGGAACACAAAGAUCAAUUCGGGAAUGUUAUCACCGAUCCUGACCUGUCAAACCCCACCCGACCACGUUUCGAGCGACCGUUAGAUACAAUUCGAUCAUUUGAGGCGGCCAUCUACGGCAGCAGUCGUGCGGCAUACGCUCGAACAGAAGAUGCGGGAUCACAAAUGGGCGAUUUCAGCAGACGAACAAGCUACUACGGAGGCCAAAACAACCACUCAUCCCGCUACGACCAACAAAACCCCUACGGCCAAUCCCAAUCACGCCCAGACAGCGUCAUAAACGCCUACCAGAACACACCCCAAGCCCUGGAAAACCCCUACCCAUACAAUAACGGCAACAGCCGCUCCUCCCGACGGCCCCAACACCCACGCGGCCCCUCAACCUCCACAGCGCCCGCCUCCCCGAUCUCCCAAGACCCACAAUACGGCAAUAUCGCAAACACAAUGCACAACAACAACAACCAAUACGGCUACCCGCAACCCGGCCACGGCUACCAACGUUCCUACGAUAACGUCACUGCGCUGUCUGGCUCCGGAUCGGGCCAUACGGACGUCUACCAGACUACAGACCCCAGCUCCCUGAAUAGCUCUAAUGACCAGUUGCAGCAGCAGGCCCUGCACCAGCAGCGGAUGGAUGAGCGUGCUCAGGCUGAGUAUGGGUUCAAUGGGUUUGGGGCUGGGCCUAAUAUUAAGGGUGGACAGCAGGGCGUACAACCCAAUGGAGAUCCGAAUUGGGGUGGGCCCGUUGGUGGACGGCCUGUUCCUGCUUAUGCUCCUGCUCCUGCUCAGGCUCAGGCUCCUAUAGCUAUGGGUGGGGGUAGAGCUGGUGUCCUUCAGAAGAAGGAGAGUCAGUCCGGUGGGGACAAGAGGAAGAGCUGGUUUAAGCGCCGGUUUAGCAAAGAUUGAACUCGUUGAUAUUCGGUCUGGAUGAUGGGUAAUGCGUUUGUUGUGUUGACCUGGGGUAUUCUAU
Messenger RNA from Penicillium canescens, 1838 nucleotides. RefSeq names its product DUF2406 domain-containing protein. The record is from RefSeq and is a predicted model, not a curated record. The coding region runs from base 644 to 1774 and encodes 376 amino acids. The transcript has 5 exons. NCBI's taxonomy places the organism in Eukaryota, Fungi, Ascomycota, Eurotiomycetes, Eurotiales, Aspergillaceae.